AUGGCAAACCUGCCUGAGUGUCCGAAUUAUUUUCCUAGCUCAGCCCCCAGCCAGGGCCAGGGCAAAAAAGGAGAAGCCGCGUCCAGCACCGUGGACAGCUCCACGGCCCAGCAGGAGCCUCCACCCAUGGGCUGGAGGGCGGUGCCUCCGGGGAAACAGCCCAUCCGGAAGGCAGGGCUGUCCGAGUGGGUUCGGGAGCACACGGGAGGGUCCGAGCGGACUCGGGAGCUCACGGGAGGGUCCGAGCGGGCUCGGGAGCUCACGGGAGGGCCCGAGCGGGCUCGGGAGCUCACGGGAGGGCCCGAGCGGGCUCGGGAGCUCACGGGAGGGCCCGAGCGGGCUCGGGAGCUCACGGGAGGGCCCGAGCGGGCUCGGGAGCUCACGGGAGGGCCCGAGCGGGCUCGGGAGCUCACGGGAGGGCCCGAGCGGGCUCGGGAGCUCACGGGAGGGCCCGAGCGGGCUCGGGAGCUCACGGGAGGGCCCGAGCGGGCUCGGGAGCUCACGGGAGGGCCCGAGCGGGCUCGGGAGCUCACGGGAGGGCCCGAGCGGGCUCGGGAGCUCACGGGAGGGCCCGAGCGGGCUCGGGAGCUCACGGGAGGGCCCGAGCGGGCUCGGGAGCUCACGGGAGGGCCCGAGCGGGCUCGGGAGCUCACGGGAGGGCCCGAGCGGGCUCGGGAGCUCACGGGAGGGCCCGAGCGGGCUCGGGAGCUCACGGGAGGGCCCGAGCGGGCUCGGGAGCUCACGGGAGGGCCCGAGCGGGCUCGGGAGCUCACGGGAGGGCCCGAGCGGGCUCGGGAGCUCACGGGAGGGCCCGAGCGGGCUCGGGAGCUCACGGGAGGGCCCGAGCGGGCUCGGGAGCUCACGGGAGGGCCCGAGCGGGCUCGGGAGCUCACGGGAGGGCCCGAGCGGGCUCGGGAGCUCACGGGAGGGCCCGAGCGGGCUCGGGAGCUCACGGGAGGGCCCGAGCGGGCUCGGGAGCUCACGGGAGGGCCCGAGCGGGCUCGGGAGCUCACGGGAGGGCCCGAGCGGGCUCGGGAGCUCACGGGAGGGCCCGAGCGGGCUCGGGAGCUCACGGGAGGGCCCGAGCGGGCUCGGGAGCUCACGGGAGGGCCCGAGCGGGCUCGGGAGCUCACGGGAGGGCCCGAGCGGGCUCGGGAGCUCACGGGAGGGCCCGAGCGGGCUCGGGAGCUCACGGGAGGGCCCGAGCGGGCUCGGGAGCUCACGGGAGGGCCCGAGCGGGCUCGGGAGCUCACGGGAGGGCCCGAGCGGGCUCGGGAGCUCACGGGAGGGCCCGAGCGGGCUCGGGAGCUCACGGGAGGGCCCGAGCGGGCUCGGGAGCUCACGGGAGGGCCCGAGCGGGCUCGGGAGCUCACGGGAGGGCCCGAGCGGGCUCGGGAGCUCACGGGAGGGCCCGAGCGGGCUCGGGAGCACACGGGAGGGUCCGAGCGGACUCGGGAGCACACGGGAGGGUCCGAGUGGGCUCGGGAGCACACGGGACCGAGCGACCAGUGCCUGGCCCUCUCUGAGCGUCAUCCCAACGCCAGGGUAGGGGGUGAGUGUGCCCAGCUCCCAGGCUGCUGCGAGGAGUGCCCGCCGGGCCGGGAGCCCGAAGCCAGCAGAGGUGUGGCCCCCGUGCUGACGGUGCCCCCACCGCCUGAGAGGCUCCUGGGAGACCGGCACCGCGGGCCCCAGAGGGACACUCCCACCCCAACGUCUCACAUGGCAGGAGCCACGCAGGCGUCCGGUGACCCGGCCACCUCACCAGCACGCGGCCUGUUCCGCUCCGAGGGCUCUAUCCGUUCCUGCUGGCGGCACCGAUACCCGCGGCGGCUUUACUGCGUUGCUCUCGUGGGAAAAGAGGCCGAGCUCUCUGUGUGGGUGUUUGCCGACUGCCGGUCUCCAAUCUCCUCCUGCAUCUCGGAAUCCAUGAAGGACCUGUCCUACCGAAGGGGCCCUCAGACCUCUGCCCACCAGGACAGACCAGCGCACCCCCCCACCAUCUUCCUGUGCAAGUCCAACAUCAGCCAGGCGGCCCUGGGGCCCCAGGCGCACAAGCUGUUCUUGGAGAAAGCCUACAACGCAGCCAUCUGCUUCAAGAUGCUCCGAGACCUGAACGGCUCCGACCCCGUCCGCCUGAAGUACAUCGUCAAGAAGGUCCAGAGCAUGGCGUACAAAGCCCCCAGCCUGGUGCUGGAAACCAUCCACGACUACUUUGCCGACAACCCUGAGAUCUCCGACCGGCACAAGUUCCGGCUGUUCCACAUUCUGGAGACCAUCAUCGGGGCCAGUGACUCCCUGGAGGAGACCUGGGUGCAGGCCUUCAUGAGACUGGCCCUGGAGAACAUGACCAAGUCCACGCCUGUGUCCUUCGGCCGCUGGUCUCUGGGCUUUAUCCGGUCUGUGAUGGUGGCUUUUCUUAUCUCCCACUUCCGAGGCCUGCCCGGCGCUCUGGCUGCCGGGGCGGCCAGCAACGUGCUGGUGGCCAUCUGCAGGCACUCGUGGCGGGCGGGGGCCCAGCACCUGGAGGCCGAGGUCCUGACGGGCGUGUUCCCGCACCGCAGCCUCCUCUACGUGAUGGGUGUCCUGACCUCUAAACAGGAGCUCUUCAACCAGGAGGAGAAGGUGUGCUGGGAGGAGUGGCUGACCAAGGUGGCCUUCAAGUCGGCCCAGUUCCUGAAGGUGGACGUGUGGUCCAAGGAGCUGCUGUGGGUGCUCACCAGGCCUGACCGGACCCUCCAGGAGCAGGCCCCCGAGAAGGCCUUCCUGUUCGUCUUCUACGGGCUCAUCCUUCAAGCCGAGGACGACAGCACCAGGGUCAGGACGCACCUGGGCACCCUCCUGGGGACGUCCCACCAGUGGCCGAAGCAGAGAGAGGGCAUCGCCCUCACGGUGGGGCUGACGGCGGUCCGCCACCUGGAACACGUGUGGGCCGCCCUGGAGCAGUUCGGCCGCAGCUCGCCCAUCAAGUGCAGCCUCCACAGCUUCUCCCCGAAGUCGUCGGAGGACCUGCGGUGGAAGUGGGCCAGCAGCACCAUCCUCCUGGCCUACGGGCAGAUGGCGGUCAAGGCCAAGGCCCACAUCCUGCCGUGGGUGGACAACAUCUUGUCUCGGAUGAUCUUCUUCUUCCGCUACAGCUCCUGGGUUUUGAUGGAGAAGGAGCCCAAGGACACGCUGUGCACAUCGACCCGCCAGCAGACCAUCCACAUCAUCAGCAGCCUCUGUAAGCUGAGGCCGCCCCUGAACCUGGAGAAGAAGUCACGGCUCCUGACCGUCUGCCUGCGCAGCGUGCUGGCCCUGCCGCUGCUGGACGUGCUGGAGAAACACACCUGCCUCUUCCUGGAGCCGCCCAACAUCCAGGUGCGCCCGCCGCCUCUCCCAGGGGCCCCGGCCGCCCACCGGGCGUGGUGCCACCUGGCGGUGUCUCGUCCCACACAGAACCUCUACAACCAGACGGCGGAGGCGCUGGACCAGAUGAUGCAGACCUUCAUCACACAGAACCCCACGGCGGAGGAGCUGCACUUCCUGCUGUCGCAUCUGUAUGUGUGGCUGGCGUCGGAGAAGGCGCACGAGCGGCAGCGGGCUGUGAAGAGCUGCAUGAGCCUCCUCAGAUUCCUGAGCAAUAACCUCUACCUGGACCCGAAAGAGGACUUCAAGCGGCUCGGGCAGCUGGUGGGCAUGCUGGGGAUUCUGUGCCAGGACCCCGACCAGGCCACCCAGCACUCCAGCCUGGAGGGCCUGGGCCACCUCCACCAGCUCCUGGUCCACCAGAGAGUCUGGAGCAGCGGAGACCAGAAGGCCGCACCCCCCGCGCCCCGGGCGGUGGUGUUCCCGAAGGACCAGCUCUUCCAGCUGAGCAGCCACCAAGUCACCAAGGAGGUCAUGCAGCUUCUCACGCAGGCAGAGCUGACCGACCUCAUCUGGACGGCCGUCGAAGGCCUGGGCUCCACCAGCCCCUUCCGCGUGCAGGCGGCCGCCAGCCUGCUGCUCACUGCCGUCCAGGAGCACGGGGCCCAGCUGGAGACUGUUGCCAACCUGGGCCAGGCCAUCCACCUGCAGCUCUGCUCCGUCCGCAUCCCCCAGGCCAAGGAGGAUGCUCUGCAGGCCAUCACCCUGCUGGCCCGGAACCACACCCCCGAGCUGGUGGCCGCCUUCCUGGACUUCUCCGUCACCCUGGACAGCAUGUCGCUGGAGGCACUGAAGAGCUUGCUGUUCACCACCGGGCACUGUCAGGACUUUGCCCGCCUGGAGCUGCAGGACGCCUGGGACCUCUUCACCACCCUGGACACCUACCCACAGGGUGUGGGCCUCCUGGCCAGGGCCAUGGUGCAGAGCCCCUGCAGGCAGAUCAAGGCCGUGACUAGCCAGCUGCUGCCCAGCCUGCAGAGCCGGGAGGAGCGGGCGAGGAAGGUGGCCAUCCUCAUCCUCAAUGAGUUCCUCUACAGCCCGGCCCUGCUGGAGGUGCUCCCCGAACCGGACGCCCUGAUGGUGCUGGCCCAGAGCAUCAGGGACCCCAGCCCCGCGGUGCGGGUGCUGAGCCUGCAGGGCCUGGGGAACAUCCUCUUCCACCCCGAGAAGGGAAAAGCGGGGUGGGGCCUUGGCAGGGCAGGAGUGGGUCUGAGCCCCCACGGGAGACAGGGAGCCUGCCCACCUGGGAGCCCUUCCCGCGCCAGCAUGCCCUCCUCUGCCGCAGGUUAUACCACCUGCUACCACACCCGGGCCCUGUCCCAGGCGGUGAGCGACGCGGACCUGAAGCUGCUGCUGUGUACUUUCGAAAACCUCAAAAAGGACCGGGAGCCCAGCGUCCGGGUCUUCGCCACCAGCCAGAGCCGCUUUCUCCAGGAGCUGGCCGCCGGACGGCAGUGACCUCCGCCACCUCCCCCACCCCCCAUGCCGCCACCUGGUCCGCCCGGCCAUAGGCAGAGUUUGGUAGCGUACAUUUUUUCAUUUGAAAGAAAGAUCUAGAUUCAACAAAGAAGCGUCACGCCUGUCCGCUCCCUGCCCACCCUCCCUGGGCCCCCAGGGGACACUGACAGGACCAGGGGACAGGGCCAGGCCUGGGUGUGGGGCAGGACAGGCCGGUCCUCCAGAGACAAGCGGAAGUCUGUGCGGGGCCUGCAAAGGACAGCCCCUCCCCGCCCGAGCCCGCACCAAUGCCGCCAGGGGCCCUGGGCUCCGGUCUCAGUCUUCAGCGUGUCUCCGCUUGGAGCCCAUAGUUACCAAGGAGGGGGCUGGCGGUGAGGAAGGGGUCCCUGGGCCGAUGUCCCCCUCCACCUUCACCCCCAUCCUGAGAUGAGGAUACCAGGCAGACGGGCCCGGGGGAGGCAGCAGAGCAGCCUGGGCCCAGAGUCAGACCUGCCCGGUGGGGCCUGGCCCCCCACUCAGAGGCUGAGGCCAGAGGGGGUCCUUCCUGGCAGGUCGCUGACUCCCUGGAGACCCAGCUGACCUCUGGGCCCGGGUUUCCCACUCUGCCCCUCCACACCCCCAACCUCAGAGGCCCAGCCUACCUGUCCCCUGUGCCCGGCCCCUCCUC
Molecule: messenger RNA, 5530 nt
Organism: Myotis brandtii (Brandt's bat)
Lineage: Eukaryota; Metazoa; Chordata; Mammalia; Chiroptera; Vespertilionidae
Gene: MROH5
Product: maestro heat-like repeat family member 5
Exons: 27
Coding region: 1-4863 (1620 amino acids)
Cellular component (GO): cytoplasm
Source: RefSeq, a predicted model, not a curated record